Messenger RNA from Octopus bimaculoides (California two-spot octopus), 900 nucleotides. Its product is annotated as gamma-aminobutyric acid receptor alpha-like. Lineage: Eukaryota; Metazoa; Mollusca; Cephalopoda; Octopoda; Octopodidae. Gene Ontology annotation, cellular component: membrane. The record is from RefSeq and is a predicted model, not a curated record. Gene Ontology annotation, molecular function: GABA-A receptor activity; extracellular ligand-gated monoatomic ion channel activity. Gene Ontology annotation, biological process: monoatomic ion transmembrane transport.
AUGGCGGAUCUUCGCCGCUCAACAAUGAGGAUUCAGCUGUUCGAUCAACCGAAUGAUCUUUUGAAUAAUCAACCUCCUUCAUCUUUUGACAAAGAUAGUUCAAGUGAAGAAAGUACUGCAUCUACUUCAACUGAAGGCGUGCCGAAUGAUACAGCAGAUCACUGUGAUGAACCAGGAUCUUCAAAACAUGUUCCUCAUUUAUUAAGUCAACUUGAGUUAAAUGAUUUAGUUAGAGACUUGGGUUUAACAAGGUUGAAACAAUGGAAUCUUUUACUCGAUGGUGUAUAUUCGAUGGAUUGCUAUUAUCGACAGCUUUGGGAAGAUAAACGAUUGGCUUCCAACAUGAAUAGAGAGAACAUUUCUCUGAGCAUUAAAUUCCUUGAGAGAAUUUGGCAUCCAGACACUGUGUUCUUUAACGGUCGGAGGUCAUAUCUGCACACAAUAACGACGCCAAAUAAAUUUAUUCGUCUCAACAGAAAUGGUACGAUUCUGUUUUCCCAAAGAUUAACUGUCCGUGCAAGCUGUAAGAUGCAUCUGGAAAACUUCCCAAUGGAUACGCAGCAAUGUCCACUUGAGUUAGGCAGCUUCGGCUAUUCAGCAGAUGAAGUGAUCUACAAGUGGCACCCUGGACUGAAAGAACCUGUUGAAAUCGCAUCUCAUAUGACCUUGAACCAAUUCGACCUGAUUGGUUAUCCUGCAAGCAACUUUACUAAACUAAUCAAAGACAGUACGUACAAUAAAUACCACAGUUUCUUAUUCGUACAUGAUAAGAAUUAUUUCAAUGGUUAUAGUAGUUUUGUGAAUGCACAUACGUACCUGAGUUUGCGUUCUAGCUUCAAUUCUUCAGCUGAAGCAGAAUUCUUUACAAAGCUAAUGCUCGUUAUUUCCUUGCACUGCUGA